AUGUCUGUCCCAUGAUAAACAACACAACUACUCACAGUCCCAAGUAUCAAAAAACAAACCAAACCCAGUUUGUGUGUGAGCAUAGGAACUUGGCAGUGUUUCUUUCUCUCUAAUGGACUACCUUUCCACUUCUACUAACCCUAGCUCAUCUGGGUUUUCUUCAGCGGGAAAUAACAACAAAGAAAAGAAGCCGAAGGGUGGGAAAAGAAGCAAAGGAGUGAAGCUCUCCACUGAUCCUCAGAGUGUGGCAGCUAGGGAAAGGAGGCACAGAAUCAGUGACAGGUUCAAGAUCCUGCAGAGCUUAGUACCUGGUGGGAGCAAGAUGGACACGGUGUCUAUGUUGGAAGAAGCUAUUCACUACGUGAAGUUCCUCAAGACUCAGAUUUGGCUUCACCAAACCAUGAUCAACUUUGUGGAUGAAGACCCAUCUCUGUAUCUUGCUGGUACUUAUCUGCCUCCGCAAGAGAGCUAUUAUGCACAAAACGUUUUAGUCGAUCAAGUACAACCUUCAGAACUAGUACCACGGCCAAUAAGUUCUUCCUUCCAAUGUGAAGAGCCUGUGCCUUUUGACACUUAUGCGAAAUACUAGGCUUUUGGUCUCUAUGUGUUUGUGUCUGUUUGGGGAAGGGAUGGUGGUGUUGUAUGAUCUAUCAUCUAUGUGGUGUUUGCUAGAAAAUCAUGAGAUUGUUGUAGUUGUUGUUAAGGGUAUUAUUUUUGAGGGAUGUGUGAUAAUGGAAUCUUGUGUAAAAUUCUAAUGUUAAAUUAAAAUGUAGCU
Quercus lobata is the source of this 775-nucleotide messenger RNA. RefSeq names its product transcription factor bHLH140-like protein. The coding region runs from base 113 to 589 and encodes 158 amino acids. Gene Ontology annotation, molecular function: protein dimerization activity; DNA-binding transcription factor activity. Lineage: Eukaryota; Viridiplantae; Streptophyta; Magnoliopsida; Fagales; Fagaceae. Gene Ontology annotation, biological process: regulation of DNA-templated transcription. The record is from RefSeq and is a predicted model, not a curated record. The transcript has a single exon.